UAUGAGGAAGUAGGGUGCUGUGUUGUCGCUGCUGAGUAAGCAAUGACUUUCAGACGUCUCAAGAAGCUGCAGCAUAAAGAGGAGUAUGCAGCACCUCCGGACCAAGCAAUAUACAGGGAGCGGGACAAACUUGGCUCAUAUGCGGCCCUGGAUACUUACAGACAAGCUGACAUGUACAGAGCUUUAGCGGUGUCCGGUGGUACCCUGCCUAGAAAUAAGAAGGGUUCUUCUAUGGGCUGGAAGAAUGCGAGCCAGUCAUCUGAGCACCAGCGGAAAAUUGUCACAUUGGAGAAAGAGGAUUCAGAAACCUUUGGAUUUGAGAUUCAGACCUACGGACUACACCAUCAGGACAAGAAUACAGUUGAAAUGUUUACAUUUGUAUGCCGGGUUCAUGAAGGAAGUCCUGCUCAGUUGUGUGGUCUAAAACUCGGGGAUAUUAUUGCUGGAGUAAAUGGCCUGAAUGUGGAAGGAGUGCGACACAAAGAUAUAGUAGAACUCAUCAAGGCAUCUGGGAACACAAUCAGGCUGGAAACCGUUUAUGGCUCUGCUAUCCGAAGAGCUGAGCUGGAGGCACGGCUUCAGUAUCUCAAGCAAACAUUAUAUGAAAAGUGGGAGGAAUAUCGAUCACUUAUGGUUCAAGAACAGAGACUUCUGCAUGGUAUAGUUGUGAAGGACCCUAGUGUGUAUGAUACUUUGGAAUCGGUGCGUUCUUAUAUAUACGGCACUGUGCCUCUUCCAAAGGGCAAGGACCCAGUUACCAGUUCGCUGGCUGCUGGGAGUAUGUGUAGCAGCGCAAGCUGCCUUAGCAAUGCAGACGACAAUGAGGAUGCCGUGUAUCAGACGUGCUAUUUCAGCUCCGACUCCACUGAUGAAAUAAACAUUCUUCCCAGCAAAAAUAACAGCAACAGCAAGCCUUACAAGACAACCCUAACACGCAGUUCCAGCGUGAAGUGCGCGGGUUCUGGAACCAGCUGGGACAAGCCAAAGGAACAGAACAAUUUUGUAUCUUUACCAAGGAAAAAGCACAAAAGCUUUCGGAAAAGACUUUUGAAGUUUAUCCCUGGACUUAAUAGAUCCUUAGAAGAGGAAGCCAGUCCUCUCUAAUGUAUCUUCAUAUAAUAGCUUAAGUUAUUUAUUUAUUGUUCUUCUUUAUGUUUAUUUUUUCUUUUCUUUUGUAAAAACAAUACCUAAAAACCUUUGUAUAAUAAUUUUUGUUAAACUCUAUUGUAAAACAUUAUCACUUUCUCUGCUUCCCAUUAACAUGUUUGGCAAGGCAGUAGGAGCCAAACUUCAGGUUUUUCUAUGAAAAAUGCAGCUCUUACUCCAAUGACUUCAAAUGUUCAAAGGCUCACUGGAAUUUUCCUGCCAGCGGGAAGCUAAUAAACGGUGAGCAGUUUUGUUCUGGUUCAAGGCAAUGCAGGACUUUGCCUAAUUUAGAGGUAGCCUCAGUGUCUGCAUAUCGGACCUCAUAGGCUGCAGGCACCCCCACCACUCCACCUCAAGCCAAAAGUGCCUGUGGUGCAUCAGCAAACGUGUCACUUGUGGGAUGAAGCAGGGGCCUUUCUAACCAACGUUCUUCACUCUUGUAAUGUAUGCCUACCCCCUGCACACAUUUAGGUGCCGGCCAACUCAAAGUGAGUUUUGCACAAAAAGAUUACUUGCAUAGGGCCAGCCUGAUGAGUUUUGAUCUUGAUCUGCGUGUUGGAUCUGCAUAAUGCGCCACCAGUGCUUGGAGAACGGUGCCCUUUAAUUCUAGUUAAGACUCUGUAAUGAACGGUUUUGUCUCAUCUUCAAAGCCCAGGCACUCUGGUGAUGUUGGAUUUUUAACAUUUUGUUCCCUGGACUGUUAUGUUAAUGCACAUGUUUUGUUCUCCAUGUUUAACUCCUUGUUGUCACUGCACACAAUAUUGUUUAAGUACCCAGACAAAAUAAAAUGGUGAAGUUGGAUAGUG
This is a messenger RNA of Spea bombifrons (plains spadefoot toad), 1952 nucleotides long. It is a transcript of the gene TAMALIN, whose product is annotated as trafficking regulator and scaffold protein tamalin. The record is from RefSeq and is a predicted model, not a curated record. The transcript is spliced from 8 exons. Gene Ontology annotation, cellular component: plasma membrane. Gene Ontology annotation, biological process: signal transduction. Gene Ontology annotation, molecular function: protein binding. The coding region runs from base 43 to 1104 and encodes 353 amino acids. Lineage: Eukaryota; Metazoa; Chordata; Amphibia; Anura; Pelobatidae.